AACAAUGUCUGUUAGGGUUAAUGUUGCCCAUGCGCACUAAACGUUGUGAGCGUGAAACCAAGUGCUAAAGUUCAACAACAUGGGGAAGUUAGCGGUACUCUCGCUUGUUGCUGUAGCCAUUUCAGUUUUGAUCGGUGAAAGACUCAUAACUUUAAGGCACUUGACACUUUCUUCUAGAGCACUAACUCAGAACUACCUGCCCAACUGCCACCUAAUAGAGGGCAUAGAGUUUGGGGCUGAAGAUAUCACCAUACUUGAAGAUGGAUUGGCCUUUCUGAGCACUGGCUUGAAGUUUCCAGGAUUACCCUCUUAUUCAGAUGAUCCUGGAAAGAUCUAUACUCUAGAUCUCUUGGAUUCUGGACAAAAUAUUCAAGCACUGAGCAUCAAGGGAGAAUUUGAUGAAGAUUCUUUCAAUCCACAUGGAAUAAGCGUGUACACAGAUGACAAAGAUGGUGCCAUAUAUGUAUUUGUUGUAAAUCAUCCUCAAGGAAAAAGUCAGGUGGAGAUUUUCAGAUUUGUUGAAGAGGAAAACUCUCUUCAAUACAUCAAGACCAUUAAACACGAUCUGCUGAGAAGCGUGAAUGACAUUGUAGCUGUGGGUACCGAACGCUUUUACGCCACCAACGAUCAUUACUUCACUAAUGGGUUUUUGAAGUUUUUGGAGCCAUUUCUCACUUUGGCCUGGUGUGAUGUCAUCUACUACAGUCCUGACACAGUGCAGGUUGUGGCAGGGGGCUUCCUUUCUGCCAAUGGCAUAAAUAUUUCCCCUGACAAAAGGCAUUUAUAUGUAUCAGAUGUAAUGAACCAUAAAAUUGUUGUCUUGGAAAUACAGAAAAACACUAUACUGUCCCGUUUAAAGGAAGUUGAUGUAGGGUCACUAUGUGACAACAUUGAGGUGGAUCGCAAAACUGGUGAUCUAUGGCUGGGCUCCCACCCAAAUGGUCUUAAAUUUUUACUUAGUGAUCCCAAUGAUCCGCCUGGUUCUGAGGUCAUCAAGAUUCAGGACAUCCUUUCCGAAAACCCACAGGUGACUCAGGUAUAUGCAGAUAAUGGCAGUGUGAUCAUUGGUUCUUCUGUGGCAGCUCGAUAUGGAGGAAAAUUACUUAUUGGAACAGUUUAUCAGAAAGCUCUGAUCUGUGACCUCGAGUAGGUAAAAUACUUGGGGUGGUUGAAUAAAGCUUGAUGUUUUGUGUUUGAAAA
Molecule: messenger RNA, 1200 nt
Organism: Misgurnus anguillicaudatus (oriental weatherfish)
Lineage: Eukaryota; Metazoa; Chordata; Actinopteri; Cypriniformes; Cobitidae
Source: RefSeq, a predicted model, not a curated record